This is a messenger RNA of Pseudopodoces humilis (Tibetan ground-tit), 2260 nucleotides long. The record is from RefSeq and is a predicted model, not a curated record. Lineage: Eukaryota; Metazoa; Chordata; Aves; Passeriformes; Paridae.
UCCAGGGCAGCCAGAGCGGCUGUGGCACACGGAACAUGCGGGGCUGAACACGGAGCAGCGAGGGAUGGAGCUGGAAGGUGUGACUGAUUUCAAAGCCCUCCGAGCAAAAUUUCAGAAUGACUCCAACUUGGCCACCAAGCUGGGGCAGAAACCUCCCACGGAGAGGGCCCCCAAGCCUGGCUCUGCAGGGAACACCACCUCCAGCCACCUGCCCCUGACUAAGAGAGAGGUGAAAGUGUCCAAGGCUGCCCAUCCCACCUCCCAGCCCCCUGUGCUCGCCCAGCACGACCCCUUGGCCCGGCCUCGGGGUUACAGGGAGCGGAAGGGGCACAGCAAAGAGCACGAGGGCAGCACCUUGGGGAAAGGGCUGAGUCCUCCCAAGAGCAGCUCAGAAAAGCCUCUGCUGUCCUGUGGCACUGAGCAGCAAGGAUCAAGCCAAACAACUCCAGAGGACCCUCAGCUCCCGGAUUCUUUCCAGCACGUCCUACAGAUCUGGGAAGAGACUUUAUCCCGCAAGGAGAAAACCAGCCCAAGAGUCCCAACCCAGCGGGCAGCAAACUCAGCUCCUGCAUCAGGCAGUGAUGGGAUGCCAGGCUCUGGGAGCUCCCCUGUGCUGGCCUGGCGUGCCCAGAGGAAGGAUGCUGUGCAUUGCAGUGGGAUAGCUCUUCCUCGGGCUGCCAGAGGACACAGCAGCUCUGAUGGAGCAGGUGCUGAGGGUGUGGUGGCAUCUGCGUGCUGCCAGCCGGGUUAUCGCGCACCAAGAGAGCCACCUCAGCUCCAGAAAGAAUCAGAACCUCCCUUCUGCCAGCCUGGAGCAGGAAAAUGGUCUUACAGCCCUGGGAGCAAGUGGCCAAGGAUUAAACCUCUCCCCUCAGCUGAAUCCCUGGGUCCUGCCCCUGGGAAGCCUCCAAGACCCCCAAAGGUUGAUCUCAGUGCUUUCCAAAGCACAGUGCCUUUGGUCCACAGAGGAAAUGAAACAACUGCUGGAGAGGAGGAUUACGUGACCCCUGAAAGUGCUCAGCUUGAAGAGCAGAAUAAUUAUGAAGAAACCCCGAUGUACCUGAAUCAGUCUGGGGACACCACAACCUUGUGUGUCAUUGAAGUACCCAAGGCAGAGCCUCAAAAACAUGGGAAACAGAAGAUUUUUCUGUUUGCCAAAUCCAGCCCAGAAAGAGCUCUAAUAGAGGACAAAAAAGAGGGAAAACCAAGUCAUGAAAGAAUGAAACUGGAAGAGAACAACAUUUUCAAGACAGGUGGAGGUGAGUACAUGACUCCCAGAUGCCAUGCCAAGGCAGAUGGCAGAGGUGGGCUGAAGGUUCUCCAGGGGAAGCAGGAUGUGACCAGUCCCCAAAUUGCAACGUAUCCAAUCCCACCAGGGCUGGCAAAAGGCAGAGCAGAGCACUGGCACAGCGUGGCUCUUGGUGCUCCAAAGCCAGAAGGACCAGCCUUGGACCAAAACCCUUGGCAGCCUCUGCAGGCACCAGAGGACAUCUAUGAUGACAUUGAGGAGCUGCAGGACAGACUCAGCCACGGCUCAGAUGCCUCAAGUUCCUUCACUUCAGACAGCAUUUCAGGAAACAGCUACGAGGAAACAUAUGAAGAUGUUGAGAUUGGGGGUGAUAACCCAGCAAAACCAGAAACAGAAAAACAAAAGAGAUUUGGAAACCUGUUUAAGAUAGAAAAGUUGAAGCUGAACCAUUUCAGGCUCAAGGACAGCCUAAGACUGGUUUCCAUUUCAGUACCAAAUUUAGCAGCUGCCUCCCAGGAGGAAAACGUGUACGAUGAUGUCGAGGUGGGGCAGGCAGAGACCAGAGGGAAGGAUGAGAAGUACAAAGUCCGCAUGCCAAAGCUUCGGGUGAUGAGAGAGUACAAGGACAAAAGGAAAAGCGUCGACAGCGUGGAAAGGUCCUGAUUUCCAUCCUGUGUUCCCGUUUUGUCUGACUUUUGUACAUGUCUCUUGAGUGGCUUCAGGAUGUCCCUGAUUGCACAGACAUUUUGUGUUGGUUGGUAGUCCAGGGUCCUUUCCCUUUGAAGCCAGAGUUCAGGAAUCUCUGCAGAAAAUAUCCCAAGGGUGAAACAAGCUCUUGGGUCUGAACUGAGGAGCAAGGGGGGGAUACCCAGAGGUCUCAUCCUGAAGUCUUGUCCUGACUUUCCACUGAGCUGAGACAAAAAGUUGUUAUUUGCUGUAUAUUUGUCUCCUUUUUACUAUCUUAGUAGGUUUAGAUUAGAUUUUAGGAAGGAAUUAUUCCCUGUGAGGGUG